Molecule: messenger RNA, 4700 nt
Organism: Dendrobium catenatum
Lineage: Eukaryota; Viridiplantae; Streptophyta; Magnoliopsida; Asparagales; Orchidaceae
Product: protein CROWDED NUCLEI 1
Exons: 8
Coding region: 251-4315 (1354 amino acids)
Biological process (GO): nucleus organization
Cellular component (GO): nucleus
Source: RefSeq, a predicted model, not a curated record
AAAAUUAAGAAAUUUCAGAAAAGCAAAGAAAUCUCUCUCUCAGAUUUCUGCCCAAAAAAAGGCUGUGUUCGAUUACGCCACGCCUCAAAUCGUCUCCUUUCUAUCUAUUUCGUUUAUAUACACUUCCAAUUGGUUCAGGUUGUCUUUGGCUCUUGGAUCCGCUCAAUUUCUAGGGUUUUCGCGAACUUCUUGCUCCAAAAUCUUGAAUUUUGGCGUCCGUUAGGGUUUCUAUGAAGGAAGAGGUUUUGUGAUGUUUACACCGCAGAGGAAGGGUUGGGCUGGGUUGGGCUUGCAGGAGAACGGUUCGGUGGUGCGGGCGAACCCUAGGAGUUCGUUGGGAGGGGUUCUUGGUCGGGGAAAGGGUGUGGUUGGGGCGGAGGAAACUCCAGUGCCGCCGCCCAAGGGGUUGUUGGGGGACAAAGAUGGCGAACGGGCGGAUAUUGGUGUCGGUGGCAGUGGCUCUGAGGAUUGGAAGAGGUUUAGGGAGUCGGGGCUUCUGGAUGAGAAAGUGCAACUGAGGAGGGACAAAGAAGUGCUGACAGGGAGGGUUUCUGCGCUGGAGAUUGAGCGUGAUGAGUGCUUAUACAACAUGGGUCUUCUUCUUAUUGAAAAGAACGAGUGGUCCUCACAAAUUGAAGAAUUGAGACAAGCCUUGGCAGAAGCACAGGAAAUCUUGAAGAGAGAAGAGGCAGCACACAUUAUUGCUGUGUCAGAGUUGGAGAAGCGUGAAGACAAUUUGAAGAAAGCUUUGGGGAUUGAAAAACAAUGUGUGGUGGAUCUAGAAAAAGCAUUACGUGAGAUGCGUGCUGAAGUUUCGGAGACCAAGUUUAUAUCCGAGAAUAAAUUAGCUAAUGCACAUGCACUUGAGGCCAGCCUUGAAGAGAAACAAUUGCAGAUCGAAUCAAAAUUACAUGCUGCAGAUGCGAGGCUUGCAGAAGCAAAUCGGAAGAACUCUGAAUUGGACCGAAAAUUAGAGGAUCUUGAGGCUCGGGAACGGAAAGCGCAAAGGGAACUUUCUUCUUUACACACUGAGCGGAAAGCAUUUGAAAAUGAUCUCUCUAAACAGCGGGAUCAUUUACUGGAGUGGGAAAAGGAGCUGCAGGAAAAACAAAGAAGGCUUCUUGAUGAACAAAGACUUCUUAAUGAGAGGGAGGAGAGGGCAAAUGAUUUAGACCUGAUUCUCAAGAAGAAGGAAGUAGAGGUUGAAGAAGCAAGAAAAAAGAUUGAUGUCACUAGUAGUACUCUCAAAAGUCAAGAGGAUGAUUAUAAAGUAAGACUAAGGGCUCUGACUAUGAGAGAGAAGGGUGUUGAGAUUAAGAGUUCAAAUCUCGAGAAAAAAGAGAAAGACCUAAUGGAAGUAGAAGAAAAGCUUAAUGCUAGAGAAAGAGAAGAGAUUCAAAAGCUUUUGGAUGAGCACAAUGCAAUCUUGGAUGCCAAGAAACAAGAAUUUGAGUUGGAGAUGGCUAAGAAAAGAAGAUCCUUUAAUGAAGAGGUUAAAAACCAUAUGGAUAUGUUGGGCAAGGAUAAAAAUAUAGUCAGAUGCAAAGAGGAACAGCUUCUCAAAAGAGAAAAUGCGUUAGAGAUUGAAGCUGAUGAGUUAAAAAAUAAAGAAAAGGACAUCGACUCAAAAUCAAAAGCAUUGAAGGAGUGGGAGGACUCCCUAAAAACUGAUGAAAAAUUGUUGCAAGAACAAAGGAAGCAAGUACUCAAGGAUUUCAACGAGAUAGAAGCCUCUAGAGCUAAACUUCAUAAUGAGAAGAUAGCCAUUGAAGCCGAGGUUCAAAAAGUUAUCUUUGAGAAGGAAAAUCUCAAAUUAACGCAGGAAGAGAAAGAACAUCAUCUCAAGUUGCAAAAAGAGUUGAAGCUGGAGAAAGAUGAGUAUCAGAUGAUGAUGGAGUCCCUUGAAAAGCAAAAGGAGGCGUUGAGACAGGAGAGGGAGAUGUUUGAGAGGGACUGGGAGGUGCUGGAUGAGAAAAGGGUGGCGUUAGAAGCAGACUUAAAACAACUAUGUGCUGAAAGAGAGAAGCUUGAGAAAUGGAGACACACUGAAGAGGAGAGACUUAAACAUGAAGUCCUGGAGGCCAGAGCUUCCAUGCAUCGGGAGCUUGAAGAUCUCAGAUUGAAGAAAGAAACAUUUGAGAAGAUCAUUGCUCAAGAGCGAGCUGGGGCUCGUGCUGACAUUGACAGUGAACGAGCUGAUUUGUCUCGUGAGUUUGAACUGUUUAAGCAUGGGCUUGAGAUGACUGGGCAGAGAAAGCAGGAUGAUGCCGAGAAGAAGUUUCAAGAGAAGAAGAAUGAGUUUGAAAUGUGGAGGGAAGUGGAAUUAAGUCGAAUCAAAUCUUCAAUUGAGUCAAAUGAUCUAGAAUUUAGAAGGCUGGAGAUGCAACAAAAACAAUUGCUAAGGGACAAGGAACAGUUCUCAGAUCAGAGACGAAAAAUAGAAGCAGAUCGACAAGAAAUUCAAAAGGACAUUGACACUCUUCUUAGGUUAAGCAAGAAUUUGAAAGAUCAGCGAGAAGAAUUUGCAAAAGAGAGAGAGAAUUUUCUGUCUGCAGCUGAGCAAUGCAAGACCUGCCAUAACUGUGGUGUUCCAAUUAAUAACGUUGAUCAACUUGUUCUUCAGCCGCUAGGAGCUACUGUGGAUUCUGAAGAAGUUCUAUUGCCAAGCCUUACAGAUGGCUUUUUAGAAGAGCAUGCAAAAGGUGGAAGUCCGGAUUUGUCACAUGGGGGUCCUGUUGCUGGAUCAGCCAAUUCAGGUAGCCAGAUGAAACGCUGGUUUCAAAGAUGUGCUAGUCUGUUCAAGAUCUCCCCAAGAAAUAAUGUACAUUCACCCACUGAAGAUCACAAUGAAACUUCAUUUGGUGAGCGACUUGAUAAGGUUGCUUUUGAGGAUGCUGACUAUGAACCUGCACCGUCUGCCUCUUUUGAAAAUCAGAUGGCUCAUGUUGAUAGUGGAGAUGUGGUGACUGGAGAACUUGUCAGAGUAGAUAAUGCAGAAGAUGAUGCAGAAGCUUCUUUAGAUGGAGCCAAUAGCUCCAUGGAUAUUGUGAAGAUAGACUCUGAUGAUGGCUCACAAAAGACUGCGGCAGUUACGGAUGGCAUGAAUAAUGAAGUAGAAGGAUCUUCUAUGCAUGCUGAGAAGGAUUUAAAGCCGGAACCCUCUAAGCAGGGGCAGCGACAUCAGCCCAACAGGAGAGCAAAAUCGGCCAUUCGGCGAACCCGCUCUGUGAAAGCUGUUGUUGAAGAUGCCAAGGCUAUUCUCGGAGAAGUUUAUGAAACAAUGGUUGAUGAGAAACAAAAUGAUAAUGCUAAAGAUUCCCAAAACAUUCCUAAUGAGAACCCAGAGGCAUCAGUAAAGGCUGAUCGAGCAGUAACUGGUAAAAGGAAAAAAAGGCGUUUGAGGGAAGUGGAACCAGAGGAUAGUGAACCUCUUUCUGAGAGUGUAUCUAUUGGGGGACGCCCUAAAAGGCAGCAGACUUCUUCACGGCCAACUACCCCUGGAGAGAAGCGCUACAAUCUGAGACGCUCUACUGUUGCAAGUUCUGCUGCAACAUCUCAUGGAACAUCACAUCAGACUGGAGCAACCAAUGUUGGGAAACUUGAGCUGUUACAUGAAAGCAAUAUUGUUGAGGGUGGUCAACCAGUAAGCAAUAAGGGGGAAGGCGGCCAACAAGAAAGCAAUAUUGAACAAGCAAGCAAUAGGACAGAGUGUGGUCAACCGGUAAGCUAUAAGGUGGAGGGUAGUCGACCGGUGAGCAAUGAGGUGGAGGGUAGCCAACAAGAAAACAAUAUCUUUGAGGAUGGCCAACCAGAAAACAAUAUCACAGAGGGUGGUCUUGGUUCAGAAAGAAACUCUUUCCAUGAUCCACAGCCAUCUCGUUGGUUCGAAAACUCAGAAUAUGUGCUGCCCAAAGAUGCUGUUGACAGUGCUAUGGAAGUUCAAUCUGAAAAAAUUGUUCAGGUAACCAAGUAUAAAACCCAGGAAGUACAUGAUGAUAGUAUCAUUGUCAAGUCGGUCAAGUUCAUCGAGCAGAUUCAAGAUAGGAAGGAAGUAGAUGGAGAUAACGGCAUUACCGUCAAAUCGACCGAGUUCAUCGAGCAGAUUGCAGAAGAUGGUGAUGAAGUAGAUGGAGAUAUUGAUAUUCUCAACAAUUCAGCCGAGUUCAGCGAGCAGGUCGCAGAAGAUGGUGAUGAAGUAGAUGGAGAUGCAGCUACAGCUACUCCUUCAGAUUGGAGUUCUGAGGAUGAGGAUGAGUACUCUAAGAAGCACAAUGCUUCCAUAGGAAAAAAGCUAUGGACUUUCUUCACCACAUGAUGAUGAUAUGAAGCCUUUAUUCUCCAAGUGUAAUGAAAUAUCCUCAGUUUAUGACUUUGAUUUGUUUUUAACCCUCUCAGAAGGUUUUUUAUCCUACCUUGAGUAAGGUGUAUUGCUAGUACUAACUACUACUAUGUCUUUUUAUUUUCUUCAUUACAUGUUAAAUAGGCAUAUUGGUCUGAAGCAACAGACCUUCCAUUUGUCAAAAUGUACUGGUUUGUUGUUCUUGUUCCUCAGCUGUAGCUUUAGUUUUCUGAUCUAGGAAGCAUGAUUUGUGAGUAUAAAUUUACUAGUAUUCUGGAGGUUUAUGUAUCCAUUUAUCCCUCCAUCUUAUGAAAUAUUUUAUGGAGUCUUGUAACUCUAAAUAUUUUUUUAUUUGUGGCCA